UUUCUCUCCACACUUCGAGAAAGUAGUACUUGGAACAACAAAAACCACUCACUAAACCAAGUGGACUGAGGAAGAUGGGAGCGAUCCAACUAGAUUGGCUCGCAUAUCCUCAUACUAACUAGAGUAAAGAUGUACAUGAAUGGUGAGGCAAAAACACCGUAGUUGCUAUCAUGGAACACAAACCUAAGUUAAUGGCCACUGUAAGUCGUCAAGGUCAAGGAGUGCAUGCUGAUUGUAUAAUGAUAGAUAGAUUGAGUAAUCUUCCAGACCCUAUCGCCCACCACAUUUUUUCCUUCGUUGAUCUAAAAGACAUCGUACGAGUGGGCUGUGCGUCCAAAAGAUGCAGACAAUUUCACCUGUCAACUCCAACUUUGAGUUUCAAUUUCAAUGAAUUUCCCGACAUGAAGAAAUCCCCGUGUAGCAAGAGGUUAGAGGUGAUGAAUUCUUUGGAUAGGUUGUUAGCUCAUCGCCAGAACGAUAAGUUAAAACGCUUCCACAUCCAUUGGGUUCCACAUAACCGCUACGUGGAGGACUGCUCUUGUGAUGAGAGCUUUCGGAUCAUGACGUGGGUCUACGAUGCAGUAAGGUGCGAAGUUGAAGAGCUUGAUCUUGACAUCUGUGUACAUCAAGAGACACCAUUAGCAUUAUCGUCCUUCAUGUUUCUUUGUGAUUCUUUGAGGUCUUUAUCAGUGAACAUGAAGUGUGUUCUUAAAGCACCGCCCCUCAAUUCGUCAUCUAAUCUAAAAAGCCUGAAUUUGAGAGAAGUUUGUAUAGUAGACGAGGAGUUUUUCACAUGGAUUUCAUGUUGCUGCAAGUGCAUAAAGGAAUUGCGUCUUCAUGAUAUUUAUGGGGUACAAAAUAUCACCAUCGAAAGCUCUUCUCUGGAAUCAUUUGUUUUUCGGUGUCCCGGUUUGAGUGCUGGCUGCAAUCUCAACAUCUCAGGAGAGAAACUUGAAAGCUUACAUAUCUAUUGGGGAAAUAUUUUUCUUGACAGGAAAUCGUCGUUAAAUCUUUUCGCUCCAAAUCUUAAAUCUUUGAUUUGGUCGGGGAGUUUGUUUUCUCACCAAAAUGUGGGGAAAUUAACGUGUUUAGAGAAGGCUGAGCUUUCUUUGAAGGUUAAGUCUGGAAAAGAGUUCGACAUCAUAUAUGAGAUUCUCUGCAGCAUGCCUGAGGUUAAAGUUCUUAUUCUACACAAAGAGAUCACCAAGGCUCUAUUAAAGGAAGGUCCUAUACCAACACUCUUUUGUGCUCGGAUUCAUUAUUUACAAAUGCACAUGGAGGGCUUGUUUGAUUUUCUGGUCCCUGCAAUGGUCUGUUUUUUUCGAGGAAUGCCAAGUUUGAAUACUUUGUAUCUAAAAUCUGACCAAAUCACCUUCCACCCUGAAGCUAGAUCAUCCGGGUUUGACGCGGAAUUCUGGAAAUCGCAAAACCUUGCUUUUAUUAAGAAACUGAGGCUGGUAAACAUUGAGCUUUCCAAUGGGUCUAAUGGAAUCGAGUUAGCAAGGUAUAUCCUCGAGCAUGCUCAGAACUUGGAGAAAAUGGCGAUUGUGCAUUCACCUGAGCAAUCUAAUGCUAUAGGGAAGUUAAAUGAAAGCAAGAAAGCUCCCAAUGCCAUAGUUGUCUUUGAAGAAGAUCAAGAAAGAGGGACAAGAAAGCAUGGGCCUCGCGCGUUUUGGUUGUUUUCCCGAAUGCUGCAGAGAUCUCUUGACUCGAUUUGGUCUCUGAACUUUGAUGACUAUGGCUAUCCUUAGUUUGUUUUCUUGGUGUAAUUCUGUACUGUAUUUAGCUUUAACUGAACGCGUAGUAGUUGUCGUAAAGUGUAUUGACGCUUCUGAAUGCUUGAUGUGUUGCGAGUUUCGUUUUUUUUUUUUUUUUCCAAAACCAAGUGGUGUUUUGCAUUUCCAACACUGCGUAUUGUUUUUGAGUGCUGCUAAACGAACCCUAAAAUUAACUGAGUACACCUUAUAAUCUAAGUUAACCCUAAUAUUUUAAUUAAAAUGUAAAAUUAACUAAGUACACCCUAUUUAACUACCAAAAAUAGCCCUAGCACAACACUCUAAUACCAAUCCUAAACCAGAUUUCUCUUUUUACAUG
Prunus persica (peach) is the source of this 2094-nucleotide messenger RNA. Its product is annotated as putative F-box/FBD/LRR-repeat protein At4g03220. Gene Ontology annotation, molecular function: protein binding. The record is from RefSeq and is a predicted model, not a curated record. Lineage: Eukaryota; Viridiplantae; Streptophyta; Magnoliopsida; Rosales; Rosaceae. The transcript has 5 exons. The coding region runs from base 171 to 1751 and encodes 526 amino acids.